CACAUAUUCUCUCUCACAAAAAAAUUGAAGGAUCUAUCCAUGAUUAAAGCACGAAUAUUUUUGUCUAAAAAACAAGGUAGUUAAUUUCCUCAAUAUUCUACACUAGAAAUAUAUUUUAAUAAAAAAAAAAAAAAAAAACAGGGUUAAUUACUGGACGCGGCUGGGCUUCUUCUCGGGCCUAGUUGGGCUUUUGUUUAGAACUGUAAUGAAAAAAUACAACAGAAUGAACAAAGAGCAAAAAUACCUUGGUUGCUUGGAGUUGGAGAAGCCGGAAGUAGUUUCCUUGGUUCAUUUCAUCUAUCACAACAUCAUCCAAUCGAAUCCAAUCCAAUCGAGAAUUUUGAUCUCAAAAUAGUGAGAGUAGAGGAAGUUUGGCUGCAAAAUGGAUUUGUCACCAAUAACUGCAGCAUUGGCAUCGAAAUUGUACGACAAAGUUGCUGAUAUCUGCGAUAAUCUCAUGCUUCAGGUUGCAGCCGACGGUGUUGCUUUUCAAGACGACUGGCCCUACGCCAUUCAUCUUCUCUCUCACUUUUAUGUUCAUGACAUCAACAGUGCUCGCUUUCUAUGGAAAUCGAUUCCUUCUUCAAUCAAAGAAACCCAACCCGAAGUCACUGCUGUGUGGAAAAUUGGUCAACAGCUUUGGUUACGGAACUAUUCCGGAGUACAUGAGGCGAUCCGUGGGUUUGAAUGGAGUCAGGAACUCCAGGGAUUUGUUGCUGCUUUCUCAGAACUUUACACAAAGGAGAUGUUUCAGUUGCUUGUAAAUGCUUAUUCUACGAUAAGCGUUGAAGAUGCUGCUUUAUUUCUCGGAAUGAGUGAGGAUGAUGCUACAAGUUAUGUACUACAGCAAGGUUGGACUGUGGACUAUGCGUCUCGGAUGCUUACUGUGAAGAAGCAACCUGUUGUGACAGAGCAGAAACUAGAUCCUCGUAAAUUGCAACAGCUGACAGAAUAUGUCUUCCAUCUUGAGCACUGAAGCUUUUAAUCUUGUGAAGGAAUUAGAUGAUUGUUUUCUAAACUCUUACUCUUAUUGAUCAAUCAUUUGUGCUACGAUCUUGGAGGUGUAUAUGAUGUUGAUAGUUUUGGAUAACUAGGCAGAAUUUCUUGUGAGCACUGGUUAGGUGAAUUUUGAAUCGCAAUUGCUCACAGUAGCUAUUGAAUGUCUUUUUUUUGUAUGAUAAUGAUACAGUAAAAAAUUUCCAAACUAGAUAUGCUUUAGAGAAAUCCAGCGUAAUCCAAGUAUCUUGAAUUU
This is a messenger RNA of Cicer arietinum (chickpea), 1252 nucleotides long. Its product is annotated as COP9 signalosome complex subunit 8. Gene Ontology annotation, biological process: COP9 signalosome assembly; protein deneddylation. The record is from RefSeq and is a predicted model, not a curated record. Gene Ontology annotation, cellular component: COP9 signalosome. NCBI's taxonomy places the organism in Eukaryota, Viridiplantae, Streptophyta, Magnoliopsida, Fabales, Fabaceae.